This is a messenger RNA of Penicillium riverlandense, 1302 nucleotides long. RefSeq names its product ATP-dependent RNA helicase DBP5 (gene dbp5). The coding region runs from base 1 to 1302 and encodes 433 amino acids. The record is from RefSeq and is a predicted model, not a curated record. The transcript has 7 exons. Gene Ontology annotation, biological process: poly(A)+ mRNA export from nucleus. Gene Ontology annotation, cellular component: nucleus; cytoplasmic stress granule. Gene Ontology annotation, molecular function: RNA helicase activity; RNA binding; ATP binding. NCBI's taxonomy places the organism in Eukaryota, Fungi, Ascomycota, Eurotiomycetes, Eurotiales, Aspergillaceae.
AUGGCGUCUGAGCCCGAUGCGCCGAAGCCUGCGGAAACCGAGAAGCCCGGUGAUGGCGCCCCCUCUGAGCUGCGCGGCUCCGAGCUCCAGGAGCCUGAGUACUCGGUUGAGGUUAAACUGAGCGACCAGCAAGCCGAUCCUAAUAACCCAUUGUACUCGGUCACCAACUUUGAGGAUCUCGGCCUCAACCUCGUCGGCCAGUCGCAGUCUGGUACCGGCAAGACCGCGGCCUUUACUCUCAACAUCCUUAGCCGACUGGAUCUCUCGUCAGAGCAGUCGCAGAAAACGCCCCAGGCUCUGAUCCUCGCCCCCACACGUGAGCUGGCACGCCAGAUUGUCGGUGUCAUUCAGGUCAUGGGCCAAUUCCUCGACGGCCUCAUCAUUGGGACUGCUGUCCCCGCCGAUAGUGCUACGCGUCCGACUCAGAUGGCUUGCUCGGUUGUUGUCGGUACACCUGGUACGGUGCAGGACAUGAUCAAGAAGCGCAUCAUGAACGCCAGCCAAUUGAAGGUGCUUGUCCUGGAUGAGGCCGACAACAUGCUUGACCAGCAGGGUCUGGGUGACCAGUGUAUCCGUGUCAAGGCCAUGCUUCCCCGAACCAUUCAAGUCGUUCUCUUUUCCGCCACUUUCCCCACCCACGUCCACCGAUAUGCGGGCAAGUUCGCGCCGGAAGCGAACGAGAUCACCCUCAAGCACGAGGAGUUGACAGUUGAGGGUAUCAAACAGCUCUACAUGGAUUGCAACAACGAUGAGGAAAAGUAUCGCAACCUGGUGCAGCUCUACGGACUUCUCACUGUCGGAUCUUCCAUUAUCUUCGUCAGGACCCGUAACUCCGCUGUGGAGAUCGAGAAGCGGAUGGUUGCUGAAGGCCACACCGUCGCGUCUUUGACCGGUGGCAUCGAGGGCUCGCAGCGUGACGCCGUGAUUGAUGCUUUCCGCAAUGGCGACGCCAAGGUUCUCAUUACCACCAACGUUCUUGCCCGUGGAAUUGACGUGUCGACCGUGUCCCUGGUCGUCAACUACGAUAUCCCCGAGGCCUUCAUCCCCGGCUCCAAGUCCCGUGAACCCGACUAUCAGACUUACCUGCACCGUAUCGGCCGAACGGGCCGUUUCGGCCGCAUUGGAGUCGCCAUCUCCUUCGUCUCAAACCGGGACGAGUGGGAUAUGCUCCGCAAGAUCCAGGAACACUUCGGAUGCAACAUCGACCGAGUGGACACCGACGACUGGGACGAGGUGGAGAAAGUCAUUAAGAAGACGAUCAAGAACCCGCGCUCCCAAGCGAACUAUGUCCAAAUGUCCUAG